This is a messenger RNA of Sclerotinia trifoliorum, 3598 nucleotides long. The record is from the annotation of a GenBank genome assembly. NCBI's taxonomy places the organism in Eukaryota, Fungi, Ascomycota, Leotiomycetes, Helotiales, Sclerotiniaceae.
UUGCGUUGUUCUUGAUCGGAUCGUAUCGUAUCGUAUCGUAUCGUAUCAUAUCAUAUCAUAUCAUACCAACCUAACAUCUCUCUGUCUAUCACGAGGUGACAUCAAUUUUCUUUCCUCUCUACUCUCUACUCUCUACUCUCUACCCUCGACUACUACUAUUGCACCAGCAUAGACAUUCGUUUUUUGGCUUUCCAUUUGGUACUGAUAUUCCGUAUUCUGCUACUCUUUUGCACAUACUCACUCACAUUCGCACAUUCGCUUUGACAAUUAAUCUUGUUUAGAAAAAGAUAAUACUUCAAUAAUCUCAUUGCUUCAUAUCAUUUGCCCUUAUCUAGAUCUUUAUUCACCAGAUAAUCUCGGAUCGCCGUCGUACAAUUCGAUAUCAACAUUCACUACCCGGAGUUCAUCAUUGAGCUGCGCCGAAUAGCUCAAAUGUGUCAAGCACCCCACUAACCCUGUCCUUUAUUAAUCAUCUAUCACAUUUUAAUUCAGGUACUUUCUCGAAAUGAAUUUCAAGGAGAAAGAGAAACAUGGCCGUUCGGAAGCAGCACGGAGAAACACACUUCAACGUAUGCUGGAUUUAGAGAAGAAGAGCAAGGUACGCAAACAAAUACCUCACAUGGCCAAGUAUUAUUGCCUAACAUGAACUAGCUGCAGCGCAUGCAAGCCUCGACAACGACAGUCAGUCAACCGCUGCGUAAUACCUUCUUUCGCGAAAGGGGUCCGAGUAUUCCUAAUGUAUAUACCUAUGCUCCUCCCCCCGAACGUCCUACCCCGAUCAGACAAUCAGAACGAGCAAUGACUGCUCCAACAUUAUCCGUUGCGAUACCUCCUACGCAAAGCUCCGAAAAGCCUGAGACGAAAAUAAAACAACCUAAAAAUGUAGUUUUAAUUGAGCCGGUAAAAGAAAAAUUGCUGGAAGUUGAAGCAGACGCGGACGGCUCUGAUGCUUCCUCGAUAUGUCGGUCGCCUGCUUGGGAUGGUGGUGAUGGCAAGCAAAGAAGAAUAGCGAGAAAAGAAGCUCAAGAUCUGCGCAGGAAGGAAGACGAGCGAUUAAAGAAGGAAAAAGAAAAGGCCGAAAAGGAGACCCGUGCCGCGGCACUAAAACAAAAAGGUCGAUUGAGCAAGACGCCUCCAACCAACAAGCGCCUAAGUAAAACGGUUCCGGCAGUUCCAGUGGGCCGAGCGAAGUCCGAGCCUGCGGUUCCAGUUACUCCAGAAAUAACACAAUUGGGUCCUGAUCCUGAUGAUGGAAGACGAUCAAGGCGAACGAGUUUGGAUCUUGGACUCAAGAAGCUUAUGUCUUCUUUCAGAUCCAGAUCCAGGUCCACAAGUGCAUCUGCAACACCACGAACCCAAUCUAUGUCGAGCUCUCCAAACUCAUCAGGAUUCAUAGGAGGCGUAAAGUUACAACAAUCUAAUGAGAAUCAAGCCCAAAAAGAACCUCGCGACGGAAAAUCUUCAAAUACUAAAACAGCUGGUCACGGUAACAAGUCCAGUCAAAGUCGGCCACCAAUCUCACUUGAGAACUCUCGAUAUCGCGCAUUGGAUCUGUUGAGUUCUUCAGGGACUGGUUCACCUGCCGUCGAAUUACCAGUCAAAUCGCAAACUGAGGACACUUCUAGUCCCCUUAAUCUGGUAGAACCAGAGCCCAGUAAACAGCCUUCGGGUGACCUAGAACCAAUCAUGAGUAGAAAUCCUCGAGCUCGAAAGCCGAGCGAAAACUUCAGAUCAGAUCAUAUUACGGAGUCAACGGUGAAUAAGGCUAAGCCUCAAUCGCCUGUUGCUCCUCCAUCUCCAGGAUUUAGAUUUGGCCUGGAAAAACACCAGACAUCAAAGCAAGAAGUACAAGAGCCUUUCUAUUUUCAGAAUUUUGAUACUCCGCCUGAAGCUGUGAACUCUGAAAGUAACGAAUAUUUCCCCAAGCAAAAGCGACACAACAAACUAGAUCAAAGCAGCUCAUCACACGACAUGAAAUUGGACGCCGCUUCAAAGAAGGAAAUCGUGACAAGAACACCAUCAAUCCAUAAUGCGAAUGGUCGUAGUAAGUCAGUUUCUAGAUCUAGAAACGAUUCGGAAUCUGUAGAGAAUGGAGAAAGUUUCCAUGCGUUCCUUGACGGUGAAGGCGCGCCUCCAGGAUUUAAGCUCACUGCACAAGCAUCUCAAAGCAGUAUCCAACCAGAGGAGGGUAUGUUUUCCAGGCGAAAUUUACAAGAAUCAUCUUUAUACCCUAGUCCAUUAUCAACUCAACGCAAAGGUGACAAGGAUGCUACAACCACCACACUUGGUAAACAUUUAUCCGCAACGAACUCGCCUUCUUUACAAACUUCCCAACUUGACGCACCUCUCAAAGAGCUACGUGCACAACCCACCCUUUCGCCACGCGCCAAUGGAUUUGAUAGCAGAUCCGCACUACCAAGUCAAUCUAGUCGAAGAGUAUCAGAACCUGAGUAUUCAUCUCCGGUAACAUCAGCCCCGUCUGGAACUAACCCGGCAUCGCGGGAGAAAGUCUCUCCGCAGGCGGCUAAUGUAGCCUCACCUCGUCGGCAAAAGAAGGAUCGAAGAUCUAGCUCUAGGUCUUUCACCGCAUCAAGUGAGGAGUAUUUGAGCUUUGAUGAACAAUCCAAUAUUACGACUCCAGCAGCCUCGAGACCACAAUCACAAAAGGGUCCUAUUGGAUCUAGUCAUGAUACAACACCACGCCAAUAUCAUAAAUUCCAAGAUUCUUGGAAUCAAACUCCUCUUCCUAUCAGACUCAAAGAUGAAAAUGGCAAUACUACCCUAAAUGGUGGUGCGGCUCUUAAAGCACAGUCUAAAAAUCCUCAUGCAUCUUUAGCUUCUGCGGACCCCAAUACAGAGGCGGGAGUUGCAGAGCUUCAAAGGAGACUUAGUUUGAAUAAAUCGUCAUCAACUACUGCACUGCAAAAUACUUUAAAUUUCCUCCCGAAACUUAAACAUCAACCGUUACGUCCUCGGAAGGCUGAGGGUAGACGACAGAUAAGUGAGGAAAAUAACGUGCUCGGAAAUAGAAAUGAAAAUGUCGGAAGAGUAAAACGAGAAUCUGCAUCCGCAUCUGCUUACGCGCAAUAUAAUGAUUCGAAAAACUCACUCAUGUCAUCACCAGUUCUCAAUGGAGGCGAAUCAUCUAAUUCAAACGGAAAUUCUAGCUCUUCAGAAAGAGAUAACAACAACAACAACGAAAGUAGUCAAUAUCUCCGCUCCGCGCGUCUUGCUAUUCCUCCCAAAAAAGGUCCUCGUUCCUCGGCGCAUCAAAUGGCAGCAUCAUCAGCUCAAAGUCUUCAUAGCAAUGGACAAGGUGGUAUUGAACCCAUGGCGAAAAUGUUCGUUAUUUGUUGUGGAUGCAAAUAUUUUCAUGAUUUGCCAAGUAAACUUUAUGAGUGUAUGGCGAAACCUGAGGCGGUGGUUAAGGAUGAGGGAUUGGGCGUUAGUGGUGUGGUUAGUACGAGGGUUAGUUGUCCUUGGUGUGGACAUGGUAUGAGUACGAGGUGUUGUGAGGGAUGGGCAGCGGUGGUGGUUUUGAAGGAGAGGUUGCAUUAGUGUUGGUGAGGGGAAAGGGAAAGGGGGGAGAGGAGAGUGU